Caenorhabditis angaria is the source of this 6423-nucleotide messenger RNA. NCBI's taxonomy places the organism in Eukaryota, Metazoa, Nematoda, Chromadorea, Rhabditida, Rhabditidae. The record is from the annotation of a GenBank genome assembly.
AUGUUGCGUCGAAUUGUUUUAUUCACCAUCCUCGUCAGUUCGACACUUUGUCAAACACCAGUCAUUGGUGGAACUUGUAAACUUGGCACCGCUGAUGUUCAGAUCGGUGGAAAACAGACGCAGUUCUUCUUGAAAUGCGAAACCACUGCAGAGUGAGUUCUUUACAUCAUUAUUUUUUAAGAUUAGUUAUUCAAUUAAUUAUUACAGUAGCGCUGAAGGUGAAGGUGUCUGGGUAGUGAAAUCGCGUGCCGCUGCCGCUGCUCCAGCUACUCCAGUCGUUGUACCAGCCGAAAACACCCAACCACAACAACACCCAAAAGCCAGAAAACCGGCAUCGCCAAACAUUUGUGGUACGUUUCAAGAAAAUAGAAAGUCGUGAUGAGCCACAACAAAAAUCUAUCUCGCCGUGAGCACUCUAUCUCUAAUCUGACCAAAAACAAACAAACAAACACUUUUCUUCUUCUUCAUCUUCUUCUCCUCCUAAUGUGCUGACCAGCUACCGGUCAAACAAGGAACCUAUUUAGAAGUGAGUGAGUGUAUGUACCGAAGUUGUGUACGCGAGAGAGCACCGUGUGAGCCAGCCACUGAUAAGUGCGAUGAUGAUGAGUUAAGAAGAAGAAGAAGAAGCGGAGACUAAGUGAUGCGCGACUAUACUUUAAUCAAAUAUAAAAUUGUUAUGCGGGUUAGGAAUUCGAACGGAGAAGAGGGGGGUGCACUUUUGAACUGUUCGGAUAAUUUUGAUAAGAGGAUUUGAGCUAAAUUCUUAUGAUAAGCUUAAAGUUAAUUAUAAAUUUCUUAAUUUGAAAAAAAAGCUGAGGUCUAGAUUUUAGAAAAAAAAAUUUUGAAGCUCCAAGUAUUGUUCAAUUCGUGUUGUCAUUCACACAGACGCACAUUCUUGAAGUUUAAACUGAGCAUCACAAAAUAAGCUUCUCAGAAAGCUUUUAGGCUAAAAACAUUUGACAUUCUUUAGUUUCAUCGAAAUUGCAUUUAGGUUCUAAUGUUUUAUAAUCUAUUUAGAGCUCUGAAUUACAAAGCCUGAAUUUCUAUUUAUUUUUUGUUGAAACUCAAAGCUUAGUCCAGUUUAGAUUGUGUGCAUAAGUUCCAAAGUUCCCGAUUCUGAGCAACACACACCAAUAUAAAAAUAAAAUUUUCCGAUCAAAGACCUUGAAAAAAUUUCUGGCCACUUUCUCCCCGCCAUACAAAAUCGCAUAUAUUUGUUUAUCCAAAAAUUAUUAUUAUUAUUACAUAAUAAUUCUUGCUUGCUUGCCGCGCGCAACAUAAAAAUCUACUAUUUACACAACAAUCAUCUCUCUUUCUCUUCAGAAGCCUGAAAAGUUUCAAUUCUUCCUUCAACCAUCACCACUUUUAUAUACACAUUUAAAUAUAUAUAUAUAUAUACAGAUUUAUAUUUAUAUUCAUUUAUUUAUUUGCCAAAAACAAACACAAAAAAUAGCAAGUUUUUGUGAGGUGAGUGAGGUGCGCGCCGCCGCCGCGCGCAACGACCAGCUUCUCCCUCCUCACUUGGAGACGCGAGAGCGGGGUUCAAUUAUUAUGGGCUCUCGUGACCAAGAGGUCAAAAACAAACAAACCGGUUGGCUGGGCUCGCGGGAACAGAAAAAACACAUACAUACUCAAAAGCACUUGAAAAUACCCAUGCAAAAAAUAAGAAAAAAAUCUUGAAUUCCAAAAUUUAUUUCAGAGCAAGACAAUGGAGCACGCGAGAAUGAGGCGUGCGCUGUUUCAGCCACAUGUCUUCAAGCUCACAACGAAUUCCCAUCAUCAUACCUUCAAUGUGAUCAAACGAACCUCCGAUGGGUCAGAAAAUCGUGUCAAGAGGGAUUCUUGUUCAACUUCGAGCAACAAACUUGCAUCGUUCCAAAGAGAAUGAGCUCGCUUUCUCGUAAGUCUUAAAUUAUUUUAUUUUUUCUCAACUUCUUCUAACAUCCCUAUUCUAACAAUCCCUCAGAAAAUUGUUCAAAAUGCCCACUUGGAACAGCAUGUCGAGGUUCCAAAUGUGUUCCAUUAACAACAUCUAGUAGGUUUCUACCCUCAACUAAUCUCUCUAACACUUUUCCCAUAACAGAUAUUUGUUCGGAUGGUUCUCCACCCAAUGGAACAUGCGGCAGAUCUGCGAAACCUUGUGCAAUAGGGCAUUUUUGCACCGCGCAACAAGUUUGCUGUCCAAUCACAGCUUUACACAAUUCUCUGGGUUGUAGUCUAGUUUGCACAAUCGAUGAAGCUUGUCCAAAAGGAUUGGCUUGUCAAAAUAAUUGUUGCGAGCCAAGAAAAUUACUACGAUCUCCAACCUCUGGUUAUGAUGAGAAUUUGGAAGGAGUAGAAGAUGAUAUAACAUCAAAUGAUUUAUUUGUGAUGCCAUUUGAUCCUCUGGAAAAUUCGAUGGAUCCUUUGGUAGAAGAACCUACGACAACUAUGAAACCUAUUGAAAAGUGUAAAGGUUGGUUAUUCCCUUUCGAAAUAAUUCAAAAAACCAGAACCUAUUUUUUCAGAAUCUUUGUCAUGUUGGGGAACAAAUGCGAAUUGCACAUCUGAUGAUGAAUGUCCAUCUUCAUUCAAAUGCGAUAAAUCUUGUUGUCGUCUAGCGCAAUGCCCAAAAACUCAACUUCCCGUAAAAUUCACAUGCUCUUCACAAUAUCAUUGUCGAGCAAAUGAGAGAUGUAUUUUCGGAGGAUGUUGUCCGAAAACUGUUGAUCUUGCUGUGAUUCGAAAACCUACAAUUAUCUCAAAUCAGGAGAAAAAUCUAGAAUGUGAUAUAGAUGAUCGUGUGGAACAUUGUGAUAUCGAUAUAGUUUGUCCAGAAGCUUCGGAAUGUGUUGAUGGAAAAUGCUGUAAACUUCCACCAUCUGCAAAAUGCGGAAACGGAUUGAUGGCUUUAACUAUCCCAAGUUUCUGUGAACUGGGAGAUGAUUGUCCCAUCGCUUCACGAUGUGAAUAUGGAAAAUGUUGUCCGCUAUCUAGUGAGGUAGAAUCGGAAGUGGAAACUGAAACUGAGCCGGAAUCUGAAGCGGAUCUCAAUGAGAACAAUUUUGUAGACAUUGAGGAACCUUCUAAAGAAAUUGUAUCUACUCCAAUUUUAAAGAGUGAAAUAACCUCAACCUCCACAAAAAUCUGGAAAUCGAAAAAAGGAAUAUCUACCCCGAAAUCGAAUUGUUUGUCAUCAUCAAAAUGCGAUUUACACACUCUGUGCCCUCCAAAGUUCACAUGUUCUCUCACUGGCAAAUGCUGUAAACUUGAGGAAAAAUGUGGUGAUGGAACGGUUCCGGAAACUUCAUGCGAUCCGAAAAACCCGAUAUGUCCUUCAUCUUCACAUCAUUGUCAAUUGCUAAGCAAAGACAACUAUGCUUGCUGUACAAGUAGUUCAACCAGUUUUAGUAUAUCGAAUAGUGAUUGUCCUUUGGGAUCAUCGGAAGUUGAUCCGCGAUUCGGAACAUCGUGUCGAUACAGUCUUCAAUGUCCUUCGCCAUACUUUUGCAAUUCUCGCGGGCGAUGUUGCCAAGUUUCCGCCAAGAAAACGCAUGUCUAGAUACUAAUAAAUUAUUUAUUUUACUAACCAUAACCUUUCUUAAUUAAUUUGAACUAAAAUGAAAAAUACAACAAAUCAAAUAUAAAAUCUUAGGUCAACAAGCCAGCGGACUCGUCUGUACCUUCUCAAGCUGCUCAAACUCCAACCCAUGCUCAGUCGGAACCUGUAACAAUGGAUAUUGUUGCUCGAGCAACUCCAAUUCCGCCCCAGCCAUCAUUGGUGAGUUACGCCAACAACAACAACAACAGCAACCAGACUCACCAAAUAAUCUAACCACCACAAUUGCACCAAACACAAGUUCAGAUAGCACCAAUACAACUAACAAACUUGUUGCACCUUUAGCCGAUUUUCCAAUUGGUCCACCGGGUUACGGUUUCCCAGCCCAUUUGGCACAACUGGAUCAAGUUCUAGUGAAAGCCUCGGGUGAUGGGAUUUCCUGUGCCGGUGGUUUCCAAUCAUCACUUUUCUGCUCAAUCGGUUCAGCUGAAUGUCCAGCUGGUUUACAUUGCGAUAAAUCGAUUAACAUGUGUUGUCCGCUUAUUUUACCGCUUACCGACCCAAAAAACCCAAAGAAAUUGAAGCGACGAAGACAACAAAAGAAAGAUGAUUCAGAGGAGAAACCGGAGAAGCUGACAUUUCGAAGCAGUAAAUUUACAUGCAUGCAUUUGCACCAAACUUUUUUACUAGAUUGAGAAUAAAGUUCAAUAUUUUCAGUCUCCGGAGGAUCAAGCGGAUGUCCAGGAUGUCAACAAGCCCCACAAAUCAUCACUAUCCGUAAGUUCCUUGAUAAAAAUAGCGCUCAAAAAUAUAUGAAACAUUUUUAGCACAAAACUCGUGCCCAGGAGGUGGUUACUCUGUUGGUGGAUGUAGCUCAGGAUAUUGUGCCACCGGUUACUCUUGUAUUCAAAACCAAUGUUGUCCAUCAUACUCAUCUGCCCCAAGAAUCUCGGUAUAUACCUGCUCAUCGGGUGGAUCUGCCGUCGGAGCUUGUAUCUCUGGACGUUGUGCCACUGGUUACGCUUGUCAAAACAACGUUUGCUGUCCAUCAACCACCACAACCAACCCAUUCAUCUGCUCAGAUGGAACACAAGCUGUCGGAGGAUGUGUCAACGGACAAUGCGGUACUGGAUACACUUGCUCAAAUGGACUUUGCUGUACUGGAUCAUCAACCACUGUCAAAUGUUUGGAUGGAUCUGACGCCGUUGGAGCGUGUAUUCCAUCAUGUCAAGGAGACGGAUGCGGAGGUGUGACAGUCUCAUACUAUUGCGGUUCGGGAUACACAUGUACCACUGGUAAUAUUUGCUGUGCUAUCAACAGUUGUCCAAAUGGAGGAGAAGUUUUGGGCCCAACCAUCAACGGACUUUGCCCAACUGGUUAUACCGCUCAAGGAGGUGUCUGUUGUAGUGCUUUGUGUUCUGACGGAACAUCAGGAAUCGCCGCCGUUAAUGGAGCCUGUAUCACCGGAUACACUUACACCAACGGAGUUUGCUGUGCCUCAACAUCAACUGUUACCUGCUCUGACGAAAUCUCUAUCGGCCCAUGUAUCGGCUCAGGAUACAACGGUGGAUGCCCAGUCGGUUACACUUGCGAUUCCAGCGCCGUCAAUUGCUGUCCAGUCGUCGAUUACUCCAGUGAAGCCUGUCAAGUCGGACCAGCCAUCGAUGGAUUGUGCCCACCAGGAUACGUUGUUGUCUACAUUCCAAACAGUCCACUUAUCUCCAAUGGUGUCAAUCCAGGAACUUGUAUCGAUGUUCAAUGUAGUAAGUAGAACUAUUUUGUAUUUUUAAAUAUUUCAAAAAUCCUUCUAAACCCUUUCAUUUUCAGCCACUGGUUUGUGCGCCGCCGCCGAUCAAAUCGGAGAAUGCGAUCAAAGUAGCGACGCCGGAACCUGUCCAACUGGUUACACUUGCAACACUAAUGCUGGUAUUUGCUGUAGUUCCACAACAUUCAGCCGUCUUCGUAUCGGCAAAGCUCGUCCAAUGGUUCAACGACCAAACUACGGUAGACCACUUAACAGCUACAUGCCACGUGAGUUUUUAAAAUUAUUCAGAAUAGAAUAGAAUACGGGUAGAAUAGGUCCUCCCAAUCCCUAACUGCAUGCAUAAAAUAUUUGUGUUCUCUCAGCUCGUCAAUGCGCUGACGGUUCGCUUCCAUCGGGUGCUUGCAUGAAUGGUUUGUGUGGAAUCGGUCUCGAAUGUCAAAAUGGUCAAUGCUGUCAGCCAGGACAAUCGAAAAACAAGCUCCAAAGUAACAACAAUUCCCUAUGCAUGAGAGGUCUUUGUAAAACAAAACUUUUGUAGGUAAAUGCCCAUCAGGUGAUACCGCCGUUUCGGGAUGCUUCCCGAAUGGUUCAUGUGGAACUGGUUACGAAUGUGUCAGCUCAUUGAAUUUGUGUUGCCCACCAGGACAACCAACCAUCAACAACUUCAAUAAUAACAAUAAUAAUUUUGGGGGAUUCGGGUCAGUUCGUAAGUUUCUUUGAAUAUAUUUUUUUUUCAACAACUUAAAACGGUUUGGUGUGCUGAUUUUUUGCAUGUGUUUUCGUUUUUAGCAAACUCAAAUUCCAUCCGACCCAUCGGAUCUCGGUGCCAAUUUGAUGGCGAAUGUGUAGGAAACGGUGAAGGUCUCUCAAUGUGUCACGCGGGAGUUUGUCAAUGUUCACCGAUUGCCUACUCACAGGGUAUCGCCUGUAUCCGAAGACACGGUAAGUUUACUUGAUUGCAUGUUUGAACUAACAAUCUCUCAGAGCAGGUAGACCUUUAGAACGUAUCUAGAAUUUUGAAACCCUAAUCAAAAAAUAAUAAAUUUUAGCAUUCCAAAUGAACGACGAGCCAAUCAACGACGCCGCCGACGAGAAAUCGAGCAACACCAUCAGCGUAUAA